UCCUCUUCAGUGCUCCGUUGGUCUUCGUACAGUGUUUACGCGUGCCGUACUACGUAUUUACUAUUUAUAUUACGCGCGCCGUACUUACGACCAUUCUCGCGCAAAGUUUUUGGUGCAUUAUUAAUUUAUUUUUUAUGUUUUUAAAAAUAUCCUAAUCGUGCGUCUCCGCCGUAAAACAGUCACGUGUGUCCAACGAGUAUUGCGAGUUGUGCCUGAUUGUUUCGUCGAUUAAUUUUUGUUCCGUCGGUGUGCGAUCCAUAUCGAAUCGUUCGCGUACGGUUAACGUGUAUAAUUUGUAUCGGGUUCAGUGCAAUAAUAUUAUAUCCGCGGAUAUACUGCGUUUUUUCGAUCGUUUCCCCGUGCGUGAGUGUUUGUGCGAUCUCGUUACUCUUUCGUUUUUUUUUUCCACGGCGGUCUUUGUUUAUUUUGUUCAACGACGUGUGCGCGCAUCCUGUGUAUACGAUUCGGUCCGUCCGUCCGCCGUCGAUUAAUUAAUAGAGUGAUAUUUGAUUUUGCGGCCAUGAGCUGCUAACACGUCAUGUACGCCGCAGCCACGAUGAAUGCAGCAGCUGUAGCGGCCGCUGCCCGGCACCCGGGCCCACCACAGCCGGGGCAGCCGUUCAAGUUUACUAUUGGCGAAUCAUGUGACCGGAUCAAAGAAGAAUUCAAUUUUCUGCAAGCUCAGUACCACACUACCAAAAUGGAAGUCGAAAAAAUCGUCCAAGAAAAAACCGAAAUGCAAAGGCAUUACGUGAUGUACUACGAGAUGUCCUACGGCCUCAAUGUGGAAAUGCACAAACAGACGGAAAUUGCGAAGCGCUUGAACGCCAUCAUCGCACAAAUAAUGCCUUUUCUCUCGCAAGAGCACCAACAGCAAGUAGCCACAGCUGUAGAAAGAGCGAAACAAGUGACCAUGACUGAACUCAACGCCAUCAUAGGGCAACAACGUCCAGAUCUGCCCAGGUUAUUGCAACAAAUGCACGCGCAGCAGCUACCGCAUGCGGGUCACGCGCCGCCCAUACCAAUGAUGCCUCAUCCCGGACUUCCGGGACCACCGGUAACCGCGUCCGCCAGCUUGCUAGGCUUGGCCGGUGCCGCCGGUUCCGCUUCUCAUCCGCUGUCCAUGCUGGGCGCCAAACCGACUGAUAUGCACAGGGGUGCCGAUUCUGACAAGCCUUCGUCCGCCAUCGGAUUAAGUUCAGCGGAAGAAAGACACAGGAGUUCAAUAUCACCUGCAGAAAGGGAGAAAUUUCGCGUCAGGAGCUCACCGGAUAUUGAACCGCACAAAAAAGUGAAAAAAGAAGAAAAAGAUUGUCACGCGAGCGAUGGUGAAAAAAGCGAUCAAGACUUGGUAGUCGACGAUGCCAGUGAGGACCCCGUCUCGCCGCUUAAUGGUACAGCCUCGCCCAGAGAAAACGGAAUUGACAAGUUACAACCCAAAAAGGAACACAUUGGACCACACAGCCCGCGGAGCGGGACUUCGUCCAAUGCCAGCACUCCCUCCACCAAGAAGAUGGAAGACAAACCUAGCACACCGAUAUCCAAAUCAAUCACGCCGACGAGCGGUGGAAGCGGUUGUAGCGGGGCCGCUGGCUCCUCAAUGAAACCCAUGGGGGUCAAAGGACCUUCGCUAGCGCAAUACCCGCAUUACCUGGCCGGGGGUGCAAAUCCGCAUGAUCUUCAAGCAGCUGCGGCUGCUGCAGGCGCUUACGGCGCCCUACACAACAACUUGCCACCAUCAGCUGCGUUAAACAGUUACCCUAGGCCGGCGUUGGUCGGUUACGAUCCUCACGCACAGAUGAGAGCACCCCUUGGACCUGGGCUGGGAAUUCCCGGCGGAAAACCGGCUUAUUCAUUUCAUGUGAGUGCCGAAGGCCAAAUGCAACCGGUGCCCUUUCCACCUGACGCAUUAAUGGGUCCCGGCAUCCCGAGACAUGCCCGCCAGAUCAACACUCUCGGGCACGGCGAAGUCGUGUGUGCCGUGACCAUCAGCAAUCCCACCAAGUACGUUUACACUGGCGGCAAAGGCUGUGUAAAGGUGUGGGACAUCAGUCAACCUGGGUCCAAGUCACCCGUAUCUCAACUAGACUGUUUGCAACGUGAUAACUACAUAAGAUCUGUAAAACUGUUGCCUGACGGCCGGACGCUCAUCGUCGGUGGAGAAGCCAGUAAUUUGAGCAUAUGGGAUCUGGCCUCGCCCACGCCGAGAAUAAAAGCCGAGCUUACUUCCAGCGCGCCAGCGUGCUACGCACUGGCCAUCAGUCCGGAUUCCAAGGUGUGCUUCAGCUGUUGUUCGGACGGCAACAUAGCCGUGUGGGAUUUACAUAACCAGACGUUGGUGAGACAGUUCCAAGGGCACACGGACGGAGCGUCGUGCAUCGACAUAUCUUCGGACGGUUCAAAACUAUGGACCGGUGGUCUGGACAACACCGUCCGCUCUUGGGACCUGAGAGAAGGUCGACAGCUACAGCAACACGAUUUCUCGUCACAGAUAUUCUCGCUGGGAUAUUGCCCUACCGGCGAAUGGUUGGCCGUCGGCAUGGAGAACUCCAAYGUCGAAGUGUUGCACGCCCUCAAACCAGACAAGUACCAAUUGCACCUGCACGAGUCGUGCGUGCUGUCGUUGCGCUUUGCGACGUGCGGUAAAUGGUUUGUGUCGACAGGCAAAGACAAUUUGCUGAAUGCAUGGCGCACACCGUACGGCGCUUCCAUAUUCCAAUCUAAAGAAUCUUCUUCGGUAUUGAGCUGUGACAUAUCGGCCGACGAUAAAUAUAUCGUAACUGGUUCCGGAGAUAAGAAAGCAACUGUUUACGAAGUUAUAUACUAGUAAAUAAUGUAAAAUGAGAAUUUCAUCGUUUCGGUGUUCAUUAGGUGUAGUAGAAAAACUCCAGGUGUUUAUCUAGCGUUUAUUGAACAUUUUUUUGUGAUAAUUAUUUCCAAUCUAAUAUUAUGACUAUUGUGACUUAGUCUAUAAACAUUAAUA
Messenger RNA from Diuraphis noxia (Russian wheat aphid), 2983 nucleotides. RefSeq names its product TLE family member transcriptional corepressor groucho (gene gro). The record is from RefSeq and is a predicted model, not a curated record. Gene Ontology annotation, molecular function: transcription corepressor activity; protein binding. Gene Ontology annotation, cellular component: nucleus; transcription regulator complex. Lineage: Eukaryota; Metazoa; Arthropoda; Insecta; Hemiptera; Aphididae. Gene Ontology annotation, biological process: negative regulation of canonical Wnt signaling pathway; regulation of DNA-templated transcription.